Molecule: messenger RNA, 2439 nt
Organism: Cladocopium goreaui
Lineage: Eukaryota; Dinophyceae; Suessiales; Symbiodiniaceae
Source: the annotation of a GenBank genome assembly
AUGGCCGAGCCUGCGCAGAAGAAGGCCCGCACCAGCCGCACUUUCCUCUUCUCUUCCGAGUCUGUCAACGAGGGCCAUCCUGACAAGAUCUGCGACCAGGUGUCCGAUGCAGUGCUGGAUGCAUGCCUCAAGGUGGACCCCAAGAGCAAGGUGGCUUGCGAGACUGCAACCAAGGACAACAUGGUCAUGGUGGCAGGUGAGAUCACCACUGAGGCCAAGUUGGACUAUGACAAGGUUGUGCGAGGAGUCGUGGCACAGAUCGGUUUUGACAGCUUUGUGGAUGACCUGUCCAGCGUGGACAGCAAGGGAUUGAGCCACAAGAGCUGCGAAGUGCUGGUGCGCAUCAACAAGCAGAGCCCUGACAUUGCCGGUGGCGUCCAUGUGAACAAGGAGGACUUGGACGUGGGUGCCGGUGACCAGGGCAUCAUGUUUGGAUAUGCCAGCGAUGAAACAUCUGACUGCAUGCCUUUGACCCACUCCAUGGCCACGCGUUUGGGCAAGACCCUGACUGAUGUUCGCAAGAGCGGUGAGUGCUGGUGGUUGCGCCCAGAUGGCAAGACCCAGGUGACCAUUGAGUACCUGCAGCACCCUGAUGGCUCCGUUGAGCCAAAGAAGAUCCACACCGUGGUGAUUUCCACUCAGCACGCUGAGCCUCUGAAGGCCGUACGCAGCAAGGAGUGCGAGGGCUACAAGGGAGCUGAGAUGACUGCCCCAAGCAUGGAGCAGAUGAACAAGGAGAUUGAGGAGAAGGUGAUCAAGCGCACUCUUGAGCAGAUCAAGCUGAAGAAUGGCCAGCCUGCCAUCAGCCUGUACGGCAGCCACACUCACUUGCACAUCAAUCCUUCUGGCAAGUUCAUCAUUGGUGGUCCUCAGGGUGAUGCCGGUCUCACUGGCCGCAAGAUCAUCAUCGACACCUACGGUGGCUGGGGUGCUCAUGGUGGUGGUGCGUUCUCCGGCAAGGACCCUACCAAGGUGGACCGAUCCGCAGCCUACAUUUGCCGACAGAUGGCAAGGUCUGUGGUGAGCAGCGGCUUGAGUGCACGAUGCCUUGUGCAGCUCUCUUAUGCCAUUGGUGUUGCCAAGCCAUUGUCUCUCUUCGUGGAGACCUAUGGAAGUGAGAAGACCGGCCUCACCGUGAACGACAUCACCAGCAUCUUGAAGAUUGAGUUCGACUGCCGUCCUGGUGCCAUUGCUCAGUCCUUGGCAUUGCGCGAGCCAAAGUACCAGGAGACCGCAGCAUACUGCCACUUCGGCCGUGAGCCAGUCACCAAGAACGGCAUCAAGUACUUCGAGUGGGAGAACGCAAAGGACCUGGCCAAGUACAAGUCCAUGGACACCACCCAGGUUGAAGCUGCCUUGAAGCCUGCGCAGAAGAAGGCCCGCACCAGCCGCACUUUCCUCUUCUCUUCCGAGUCUGUCAACGAGGGCCAUCCUGACAAGAUCUGCGACCAGGUGUCCGAUGCAGUGCUGGAUGCAUGCCUCAAGGUGGACCCCAAGAGCAAGGUGGCUUGCGAGACUGCAACCAAGGACAACAUGGUCAUGGUGGCAGGUGAGAUCACCACUGAGGCCAAGUUGGACUAUGACAAGGUUGUGCGAGGAGUCGUGGCACAGAUCGGUUUUGACAGCUUUGUGGAUGACCUGUCCAGCGUGGACAGCAAGGGAUUGAGCCACAAGAGCUGCGAAGUGCUGGUGCGCAUCAACAAGCAGAGCCCUGACAUUGCCGGCGGCGUCCAUGUGAACAAGGAGGACUUGGACGUGGGUGCCGGUGACCAGGGCAUCAUGUUUGGAUAUGCCAGCGAUGAGACAUCUGACUGCAUGCCUUUGACCCACUCCAUGGCCACGCGUUUGGGCAAGACCCUGACUGAUGUUCGCAAGAGCGGUGAGUGCUGGUGGUUGCGCCCAGAUGGCAAGACCCAGGUGACCAUUGAGUACCUGCAGCACCCUGAUGGCUCCGUUGAGCCAAAGAAGAUCCACACCGUGGUGAUUUCCACUCAGCACGCUGAGCCUCUGAAGGCCGUGCGCAGCAAGGAGUGCGAGGGCUACAAGGGAGCUGAGAUGACUGCCCCAAGCAUGGAGCAGAUGAACAAGGAGAUUGAGGAGAAGGUGAUCAAGCGCACUCUUGAGCAGAUCAAGCUGAAGAAUGGCCAGAUUGAGUUCGACUGCCGUCCUGGUGCCAUUGCGCAGUCCUUGGCAUUGCGCGAGCCAAAGUACCAGGAGACCGCAGCAUACUGCCACUUCGGCCGUGAGCCAGUCACCAAGAACGGCAUCAAGUACUUCGAGUGGGAGAACGCAAAGGUAUCUGGAGCUUGCAUAAGCAACCCUGGCCCUGUCAGAAGCGCAUGUUUGAAGCAGGACCUGGCCAAGUACAAGUCCAUGGACACCACCCAGGUUGAAGCUGCCUUGAAGGCCAGCACCUACCUCGCUAAGUGGGUUGACUGA